AUGUUCUGAUUGUUGUGAUAAAUACAUUAAAUUGAAAUAAUGUUAUACAUAAUACUUAGUACAUAAAAUUUUUGCUGUGUCAUGAGGUAAUAUUGAAAACUGAAAAAAUGUCGUCAAUGAAAAUUGAAUUUGCAGUGCAAAUGACAUGCGAUUCUUGUGUGGAAGCUGUAAAAAAAAGUUUGGAAAAUGUUGAAGGAAUUAAAAGUGUUGAUAUAGAUUUAAAAAAAGGGUCGGUAGUAGUAGACAGUAAUUUACCUAUCACGGAUGUGCAGAGGAAGUUGGAAUCUACAGGAAGAAAAGUUGUUGUUAAAGGACAAGCCGGUAGUCUAGCUGCCGUUUGCAUUUUAGAAGCUUCAGAAGAGAGUAACAUACGGGGUGUCAUACGCUUUAUACAACCCGUUCCUGGUGUGUGUAUUAUUGAUGGUACUAUUGAUGAUCUCAAGCCUAAAACCUACCAAAUAUCCAUACAUGAAUGUGGUGAUUUAUCCAGAGGAUGUGAAAAUGUAGGAAAUAUAUAUAAUCCAAAAGCUACUCAAAAUGCUCGCAUAUAUGGAGAUCUAGGUACUAUAGUAGCACAAAAAAAUGGUAGGGCUACUUUUAGAUUGGAAGAUAACGUUAUUAAAAUAUCUGAGAUAAUAGGAAGGUCCUUUGUCCUAACAGAUAAAACUGAGGAUAGUGGAAUUCAAAAAAAAUUAGCAGCUGGUAUUAUCGCUAGAUCAGCAGGUCUUUUUCAAAACCCUAAAACUAUAUGUGCUUGUGACGGUGUUACUAUUUGGGAUGAAACAUCAAAACCUAAAUCUACAUUAUAAUUAUUCUUGGGAAUACUGGGUAGAAUUAGUUAUUUAAGUAUAAAACAUGGAUGUAUAUAUUGUAUUGUGAAAAAAUACAACCUUAUUUAUUAUUUA
Anoplophora glabripennis (Asian longhorned beetle) is the source of this 905-nucleotide messenger RNA. RefSeq names its product copper chaperone for superoxide dismutase. The transcript has 2 exons. Gene Ontology annotation, molecular function: copper ion binding. Lineage: Eukaryota; Metazoa; Arthropoda; Insecta; Coleoptera; Cerambycidae. Gene Ontology annotation, biological process: removal of superoxide radicals. The coding region runs from base 108 to 809 and encodes 233 amino acids. The record is from RefSeq and is a predicted model, not a curated record.